UAAUCAGGGACUGAUUUAGACCUGGGACACCAGGUGGGUGAUUCCCCUCUAAUCAGGGACUGAUUUAGACCAGGGACUCCAGGUGGGUGAUUCCCCUCUAAUCAGGGACUGAUUUAGACCUGGGACUUCAGGUGGUUGCAAUGAAUUAGCAGGGUCGUGGGGUCAGAGUUGAAUGUCCCUGCUAUAGACUAUAAAUUGUUCUUAUUUUCCCUGAACACCUCAGAGAGAAGGUGAGCUUCUAAAUGUUUUUUCAAAGCUUUGUUCUAAAAUGUGCUUUUCCUGGAUUAAAGACUCAAGGUUGCCCAUUUUGUUUUUAACACCCUUCCAUGUCUGUGUCCCAAAUGGCCCCACGCUGCUCCACCUUGUUGUCUGUCCAACCCCACCACGCUGCUCCACCUUGUGGUCUGCCCCCCAACCCCACCACGCUGCUCCACCUUGUGGUCUGCCCCCAACCCCACCACGCUGCUCCACCUUGUGGUCUGCCCCCCAACCCCACCACGCUGCUCCACCUUGUGGUCUGCCCCCCAACCCCACCACGCUGCUCCACCUUGUGGUCUGCCCCCCAACCCCACCACGCUGCUCCACCUUGUGGGCUGCCCCCAACCCCACCACGCUGCUCCACCUUGUGGGCUGCCCCCAACCCCACCACGCUGCUCCACCUUGUGGUCUGCCCCCCAACCCCCAUGCUGCUCCACUUUGUGGUCUGGCCCCCAACCCCACCACGCUGCUCCACCUUGUCGGCUGCCCCCCCCCCCAUCCCACCGUACUCAGCAGCACCACCUUGUUUGAAAAUGUGAGGACCCGCUAUUCCCUAUAUAGUACACUACUUUUGACCAGGGCCCUAUAGAGAAUAGGGUGCCAUUAGGGACGUAGACAAUAUACAGUGGACAUUGAGACUCAGGGAAUGACAUGAUCAUGAAGAACCCUGUCAUCCUCUGUUCUCUUUAUGUUGGGGUCUGCCUGUAUAUACUGGAUGAUGAUGAUGUAAUAGCAUUUCUCUGACUGUUUCACAAUGUUUUGAUUUUUUUUCACUAAAAGUAUUCUGUAUACACUAAAUGUCUUCUUUCAGAUUCAUAUUUCUGCCUCACCCAUGUCUUAGCUGUCACAUACAAUAAAACAAUGAUUGUACAGUCA
This is a messenger RNA of Oncorhynchus gorbuscha (pink salmon), 1134 nucleotides long. Its product is annotated as vegetative cell wall protein gp1-like. The record is from RefSeq and is a predicted model, not a curated record. Bases 327 to 797 code for a protein of 156 amino acids. Lineage: Eukaryota; Metazoa; Chordata; Actinopteri; Salmoniformes; Salmonidae. The transcript has 2 exons.